GGAGCGCAGAUGAGAACGCACUCAAUCAAUGGCAUGGUGCGGACGACGGAAUGACGGUGACAUACAAAAGCAAAAAAAUGACACUGAAAACAAACGAUUCGGAUCUCCAGUGGGCCACAACAUUCGCCGAGACUUGUAAAGAUAUGAGACCGUACCUGGACGCCUAUCUGCACAUCGCCUACUCCGGAAGCAACAAGUUUAGCAUCGCACUGCAGCAGCAUAACGUCAAAUGUGACAACGACGCCCAGCCGUGGCCAGAGACCUGGGACUCGCUCGAAGCCGCUCGAUAUGGGAACGAGUCCGAUAUUUACAUCCCCAUGAACCACUUCAACAUCAACCACACGCGCGCCAUCGGCUUCGCGCUGAAGGGAUUCUACAGUACGACCCCAACCGUUUUUUCGACAAUCGAAAUUGUUUCCCAAGUUCCCAAGGGCUGGACGGUGGCGUCGAAGUUGCCGUCGGGGAAUUUCGUGUUCGCGUGCAAGCGGCCCAACUCGUUCGCUUUUGCCAUCGAUGAUGGGGACCCCCAGUUCGCCCAACAAGUGAUGCAGACGGUCAAAGAAGAAAAUAUCACCGUCACCUUCUUCACUGUUGGCGCUCCGCUGCAAGACCCCUCGACGAACUUGAGCAGUGUAUAUCAAGAGAUGGCUGCCCACGGCCACCAGAUUGCUAUGCACAGCUAUACUCAUCCGCCGCUCGAAGGGCUAGAGGACGAAGCAUCGAUCGACUGGGAGUACAACAACAUGAUCCGAGCAGUUUCUGACACGUUCAACGGGAUGCACACGCCGUACUUCAGGCCUCCUUUUGGAACCGAGGGUGCUCGCAUGCGACAAAGGCUUGCAGCCGUCAUCGAUAAUCCAUACAUUGUGCAGUGGAGUGUCGAUGUCGAGGAUUGGAUGUGGGCAGAGUCGAAAACCCCCGAAAAGCAGCUGGAUGCUUUCAAAAGAGAUGUUUCGAAAGGCGGAAGUCUUGUGGUGAUGCACUACCUCUAUCCUUCCACAGUCGGCUAUCUGAAGCAAUUUAUCCAGAUAGCGAAGGCUACAGGGAAGCAACUGAUGCGCGUGGAUCAGUGUAUGAUGGACCCGAACGCGCCCCCACUGCCGUAACACGAGAUGGAGCCAGAGCUUCGGAGGCGGCGCCAUGCAUACGUAGGGGGGUGCUUCAGAAGCGAAGUGUGAUAGCUUGAACACGAAUUCUUUUGUGCUAAUAAUGAUGCGCCAAAGUAUUCUUGCUGGUAAUAAUGAUCAUGCCCAUUGGCCCCCUUCUCCAGGCCACGAUAAUGGGUCGCUAAAACGGGAGUCUCCCA
Pseudomassariella vexata is the source of this 1306-nucleotide messenger RNA. RefSeq names its product polysaccharide deacetylase. Gene Ontology annotation, molecular function: hydrolase activity, acting on carbon-nitrogen (but not peptide) bonds. The record is from RefSeq and is a predicted model, not a curated record. The transcript has a single exon. Gene Ontology annotation, biological process: carbohydrate metabolic process. Lineage: Eukaryota; Fungi; Ascomycota; Sordariomycetes; Amphisphaeriales; Pseudomassariaceae. Bases 51 to 1106 code for a protein of 351 amino acids.